AUGGAUGUAUCUCCCACGCCCUCACCAGUCGCAACCCCGAGGAAUGGAGCAUCUCCCCUUUCUCACAAUCAGACGCUAGAUCACGAGGUUUCGUUCCAUCGCUACUUUUCCAUGGGAGCGCAUGGCCUCGCUAGAAGUUUUUCCAACAUGUCAAAAUGGCAAGAGUCCUUCGUCUCCAUGUGGCUCGCUUCACUGAUCCUGCACGUCCAUCCUAAGAAGCAGCAUUGGUUGAUAAUGCAAGAUAUCAACGGGAGAAGAGCCAUGCUCAUGCAAAAGCAAAGAGACACUUUGUUCAGCAGACCAGUGUUGUUUUCUUCGAAAACUGGAUGUCCAAAUACAGGACAAUGCGAGCUGCAGACCAUCUACGGAGCUUGGAAGGAUCAGUGCUUGUUCACGCGUCACUUGGCGUUGGCGUAUGAUCGCGUGGAGGUGAAAGCGAAGGAUUCCAGCAUGAGAGGCGCCAUGAAGGACUGGAUGAGAUUUGUCGAGAUGCAGGAGAUGAAGAGAAAGACCAUCACAAGAAUCGUGCAAAGGGGGCAGGAACGACGGGAACUGAAAGUGCUCAACCUCUGGUUUCAAGUGACCGGGUCAUUAGCAAUCCUCAACCAUCUCACAAAGCAAGGAAGAAACCGACAUCUCCAUGCAGUCAAGAGCUGGGGAUUCCAGAGUUGGCAAGCGAUUCGACAGAAAGCUCUCAAGGCCAUCGCUAUGAUGGACCGUUCAAACUCCAAAUGGAAUAGAGAGUUAGUGAGCUAUGUGCUCAGAGAGUGGGCCGAGUCCAUUCGGUCCAAGAAACUUCGCAAGAGCCGAUCGUUGUUUUUGAUUCACAAGCAGAACUUUGCAGUCAAGAAGAAAGCGAUUGUCUUCUGGAGCCAAGAAUCACACGCCAAGAAAAGAUUGAACAUGAUACACAUUAUCAUCCGAUGGAAAGCUGGAAGGACGCUUGUGAAACAGAUCUUCAAGCGAUUAAGAAGCAAUGCUGAUGAAGAAAGAGAGAGAUUUUCAAGGUACAGGAAAAUCGUUGCUAGACAAGUGGUACAGGACCAGAAAUCUGCCUUCAGGAAUUGGCAAUUGCACUACAAUGACCUGAAGUCAAGGGCUUUCCAGCAAUGGUCGCUUACGGCUAAAGUCCUUCACUUUCAAAUCUUGAGCUACAACAGGAUGAUUCAAAGACGCAAUAACGCAAUGGUGAGCCAGGUGUUCGAUGACUGGGUGCAGUCGCACAGUCACAACGUGGUCCGGGCCAACAAGCUAAUGGGCCUGAUGAGCCGGUGGGAUCAGCGAACGUUGUUCCAUGCCUUCCAAGCCUGUGGCGCUUUCACAGGAUGGAGCAAAAAGGUUCGUGAUGUGAUCUCAAUGGGGACUGAACGCAGAAGCAACGAGCGGGGAAGACUCGCUCUCUCCCUGUGGUCGAGCUACAGCUCAAACCAGCGACGCCUCUUCACUCAUGCAAGGCAGCUGGCGGCCAGAGUGACGGCGCGAAAAACCAUCAGACUGUUUGCAGUUUGGCACAAGUUUGCAAGAGAGAGCAAGAAGUUGGAGGUGUCGUUGAGCAGAGCUCAACUGCGACACGAGAAGAGAAUGUUGCUUGCUUGCUUUCAGGUCUGGGUAGAAAUCACUUCAGACACCAGUGUCAAAGCGCUUGCUAUCAGCAGAAAAGAUGCCAAGUACUUGUACCAACUCAGCCAAAGCAUGUUCCAGUAUUGGUGCUUUGUGACCGAAGAGGUCAAAUCAAACCUGAAAAAGAACGCAAAGGCAUAUUCAUACUUCGAACAAAACUCUUACUUCAAGUUCUUUGAAAGAUGGCUGCAAUCGUACCAUUGGUACAUCAAGAUCAAACAUUUGAAACUCCGUGUCCAAUCGUCUCGCAUCUUUCAUGUUACGGACGAUCACUUCUCAGAGUGGCUCAACAUCACGCUCAGGAAAAGGGCACUUGCAAUUCAUCAGUCCGCCGUUGCAAAGAAGAACAAGAAGGCGCUGUUUCAAGACAGCUUUCAGACUUGGUUCGCAGAGAAAUGCAGACUGCGCAAAUGUCGGAAUGGGUUGAUUAACCUCUCUGAGAGGAUGAUGACGAACAGCAAGAAGUUUCACUUCGAUGAAUGGACACUGGACACCUCCAUGAUCGCAAGGCACAGCAGACUGUCUGCCAUCCGCUUUGAGAAGUACUGCGAGGGAAUAGUCUCCGAUGUGUUCGAUGAAUGGAAAGCCGUGAUGAGAUGUAUUGUGGCGCAAUCCAAAGGUGUCGAGAGGAUAAGUGCGAGGUACGCACACAAAGUCCUCCGUGCGUUCCUCGUCAGCUGGACGUUGUUUGUGGACGACAGUUCCUCAGACAAGUCAAAAGUCUCCAAGUGCGACAGGAAGAGGUUGUUCAGGAGCUGCAGGAACGUCCUGAUCGGCUGGAUGGAGCAAGCGCGAUGCCUGCGCGUCAACUGGCAGAAGUGCAUAGCGAUGAGCAACAGGCUGGAACGAAAGCGCCUGAGGUCCAACUUCGUCAUCUGGAGCGAGUAUACCCGGCAGACCAUCGACCAGGUGCAGUCGAUCGAGAAGUUCAUCCUGCGACAGUCCAACGGCAUGUUCAACUUGUACAUGCAAGAAUGGUUCGAUGCUGUCAACACGUGGAAGCAGCUGCGCAGCAAGGUCGCGCUGUAUCAGCGCCGAGCUGACGCAGGGAGGAAGCACAAGGUGCUGCUCCUGUUGUGGAGCCUCGUCGUCGACAGCCGAAAUGUCCGCAAGGUGGAGGAGCGAAGGAAGAGAGGAGCCCUGUCCCUCGCCGCGUCCUCGUGGGGUCAGACGGCAAGGAGCCUCGAGCAUUGUCGCAAGGGGGUAGAGAAGAUGAUUCUGCGCCAUGAGCGACGGCUCUUCCUCUGCUGCUUCGACGGAUGGCGCGACGAGCUGGCCUACCUGAAGAGCGCCUACAGCCGCGCACAGACGGUGCAGACGAGGACGAUGACGACGAGGGCGGGGCAGGCAGUGCGGCAGCUGGUGGACCAUGCGAGGAAACAGAGGCGGCACAGGAGAAUGCUCGUGACCCACUCCCGUCGGUGGUACCUGAUCCGCCUCAAGAACUCGUUCGAGUCCUGGCACCACUGGCACGGCAAGAAGAUGGCAGUUAAGGGCGUGCUUGACCAAGUUGUCGACAUGAUGUAA
Molecule: messenger RNA, 3147 nt
Organism: Guillardia theta CCMP2712
Lineage: Eukaryota; Cryptophyceae; Pyrenomonadales; Geminigeraceae
Exons: 17
Coding region: 1-3147 (1048 amino acids)
Source: RefSeq, a predicted model, not a curated record